Molecule: messenger RNA, 1393 nt
Organism: Macrobrachium nipponense
Lineage: Eukaryota; Metazoa; Arthropoda; Malacostraca; Decapoda; Palaemonidae
Product: alpha-(1,3)-fucosyltransferase C-like
Exons: 5
Coding region: 17-1312 (431 amino acids)
Cellular component (GO): membrane
Molecular function (GO): fucosyltransferase activity
Source: RefSeq, a predicted model, not a curated record
UUUUACAAGGGAAAUUAUGAGCAAAGCUAAGAAGUUCUUUGUUUUCUUAUUCGUAUGUAUAGUGUGUGGACUGACUCUUCAUCUUUUGCCUCACAUAACUCAUAACAUUUUGACUCGGCCCUCGAGUCAUUUUGCUGAACCUCUACUUAAUGCUUCUUUCCCAGACACUAUCCCUGGCCCAUCAGCUCUAUUUCGAGAUGAAACAUUCGCGCCAGUGAUGGAGCUCUUUCGAAAGAAAGCUAUGGGAAAGCUCGUCCCGCAGUUAACAAGAUUCAGGUCAGGCUCUGUGCCCCGGGCAUUGCUGUGGUCACGUCCCUUCAUGGGGAAAGGGUAUUGGGAUGCCAUCUUCUCCCAAGUCAGGAAAGAGGAAUGCCCUCUGCCCUGUGAAAUCGUCUACGACGUCAAAGAGAAGAAUACCACGGACGCCAUCCUCAUCUUCCUGAGAGGCGCGAAGGAUUCCCAGACAGUCACGGCGGACCUGUCUCCCCGCGACCCCCGGCAACCUUGGGUCAUGCUGAAUUUUGAAUCGCCGCCUCUCGCGAACAGCGUGCACGGAACCCGAUACGAGAAAUACGACGGCCUCUUCAACCGCACGAUGUUUUACCGCCGGGACUCAGAUGUCGUGGUCAGCCAUGGCUUCGUUAUCCCCAAGGAGGACGCGCACUUCCUCCCCAGGUCGUGGGUCAUCCCUCCGCUGACGGAAGCGGGGAAUCACACGAGAAAGUUGGCGGUGGCGUUCAUAUCCAACUGCGGAGCUGCGUCGAGGCGUCUGCAGUACGUCAGGAGAGUUCAGAAGUACGCCCAGGUCGACGUCUACGGACGAUGCGGGAAUCUGUCGUGCAGUGGAUCCAUGUACGUCGAGCACAUGUACAACACGACGACGGACCCGUGUCUGAAGGUCGCCGGCGAAGGUUACCUCUUCUACUUCGCCUUCGAAAACAACUUCUGCAGCGAAUACGUCACGGAGAAGGUCUACAAUCUGAUGCAUUAUCUCAUCGUUCCCGUGGUUCUAGGUUCGGCGAAUUACUCGUCGGUCCUACCUCCGAAUUCGUACAUCAACGCCAACGAAUAUUCGCCGAAGGAGCUGGCGGAGAGAUUGCUUUACUUGAAGGAUAACCCUCAGGAAUACGAGCAAUACUUCGAGUGGAAGAAGUAUUAUCAGCCUUCAACGAUCGGUGGAGUGAGAAUCAUGUGCGACUUGUGUUCUCGAUUACACGACCCGGAAUUUUAUGAGCACAAAGUAUACGAAGACUUCCACGAUUGGUUCGUCGGGAAGUCUCACUGUAUGGCUGGGAUGGAGCUGCGCCGAUGACACCUGGUGGGUCGUCUGGAGUGCCUGGGUUGAUCAACUUUGUUAACUGAGUCCUCUAUAUAUCUUUGAUUAAUAUAUAGA